Messenger RNA from Seriola dumerili (greater amberjack), 3880 nucleotides. RefSeq names its product atonal bHLH transcription factor 8 (gene atoh8). The coding region runs from base 1177 to 2169 and encodes 330 amino acids. The transcript is spliced from 4 exons. Gene Ontology annotation, molecular function: DNA-binding transcription factor activity; protein dimerization activity. The record is from RefSeq and is a predicted model, not a curated record. NCBI's taxonomy places the organism in Eukaryota, Metazoa, Chordata, Actinopteri, Carangiformes, Carangidae.
AGAGGGAGCCCCCUCUCUGCUCCGUCCUCUAACGUUUCCAGACCAGCAGAGACAGUCGCGGAGGAGCAGGACCUGGAGGAUCCACCGGUGUGGAGCUGCGGGACUAAUCCACUGUUACCGUAUCUGUAUAACAAGUGACUCACUGUAGCCACCGGGUCCCGUGGAGCCAGCUCACUGAGAGCAGGAUCUCCCGCUGCACACCUUUAAGUGGCAGCGUUGAUAUCCGGUAUCAAGGCUUUCUUCCAGAGGGAUGUCCCGGUACCGAGGCGGCAUGAAGGGGACAUUCUGAACUUGGAAUAGUCGAGACCAGAUCUCCCUUUAACACUGUCAUCUGCGGUUUGGUGUGUGUAUUAAGAGUGUGUGUUAGUGUGAAGUUUGGGUGUUUGGGAUCUAUUGACUCAUGAUCUCAUCAUUUAGUUUCCUUGUGUAUAACAGCAGUUGUCAGGCUGUUUGUAUGGAACAUGACUGCUCACUGGGUCUGUGUUUGUCAGUGUGAAGAGUUGAUAUCCUGUUCAUGUGCUGUUCCUUUUAUUCAGUUCAGUAGCUGCAGCUCCUCUGCAGCCUGUCUGUGCUCAGUGUGUGUAUCAGUGUGGGUUAUUCACAGUGCUGCUAUGCAGACUGACUGGAGCCACGCUCAGACAGCUCCACUGUAACCCUGACUCUGCUCACACAGAGAGAAACCUUCACAGCUGAGGGAAAGCUCGAUCCAGUGGGACGACUUGUGCAGGAACAGCAGAUGUUACACAGCUUUGUGUAUUACUGUGGAUUAUUCAGGAUGCUGCUAUGCAGACAGAGCGGAGCCACAGAAAACCUGCUGCUGAAGUUAAAGUAACACACGGCUGUGCAGCUUCUGUCAGAGCAGUUGAACAGCUUGUGUUACACAGUUGGCAGCUGAAGCUCUGGCAGGAAGGCAGGAGUCUUACUGAACAACAUUCACUCUGCUUCAGUGUGUGCACAUUAUAAAUAAGUGGACGGUUUGACUGGGACAAGAAGUUUCCAAGUUUUCUUGUAAUGUGUCCUGCAGGUGAAGCUGCAGACAGAGGACACUCUGACACUGACUGUGAGUGAAACUCUUUGUUAGCUUUCAGUUGAUUCUGGUCGUUCAGUCUCACUUUGAAAUUAGAAUUGUUGAAGUUUAUUUCACUUUCACUUGUUGGCUAAACUCAUUGUUGGAAAAUGAAGAAUCCUCAUCCACUGAGUGACACAUGGAACAGAUCCAUGAACAAAGACCCAGUCCUGGUCUCUGUGCCGGGCACUAACAAGAAGUUCAAGAGGAAGUCCAGAGAACCUAAAAGACUCUUCAGUGGAGUGGAGCCCGAGAGGAUAAAAACCUACCCGGCGGACAUGUCGGACGUGGACUCAGUGGAUGACACCCAGAUGGAGGCGUGUGAUGUCGGCAGGUUGGCUCCACUGCAGAGACAGUUGAUGAUGUCACAAGAGGGGACAGCUAGAACCAUGGGGACCCUGUCAGGACUACCAGAGGCCAACAUGGCUCCAGCUCAGAGUGGUGCCAUUGACAUGAGGAUUGGUAUUAACGUGCCAGCCAUCACUUCCAAAUUGUCCCAGUUCCCGGAGAUCUCCCACUGGCCCACGGCCAUCUCCCAGCCUCUGUCCAACAGACUCAAACUGGGCAUUCGCUCCACAUUCCCCCUGUCAACCUCCACCAGCAGCAGCAGCCACAGCCACUCACCCAGCCACCAGGCCUUCUCCUUAGAGCCACCUCUGUCAGACCAAGCUGCAGCUCUGCCACUCCCCAGAACCUCCCAGACCUCUCAGUGUCACGAACACGUGGAGCCACAGGUCCAGUCUCCAAAGGACUCUCCCAGGAAGCGGGUUGGGGUGAGUUCGGAUGGACCCGGGCGUCUUCCGGAGGUCAAAGCCAUCCAGCAAACCAGGAGGCUUCUCGCCAACGCCAGGGAGAGGACCCGCGUCCACACCAUCAGUGCUGCGUUCGAGGCCCUGAGGAAGCAGGUGCCAUGUUACUCAUACGGGCAGAAGCUGUCCAAGCUGGCUAUAUUACGCAUCGCCUGCAACUACAUCCUGUCUCUGGCUCAGUUGGCUGAGCUGGACUACAGCUCAGACCAUAGCAGUCUGAGCUUCUCUCAGUGUGUGGAGCAGUGCACCAGGACCCUGCAGGCCGAGGGCAGGAGCAAGAAGAGGAAGGAGUGAUGCUGACAGCAGUGGACAAACCCAACACUUGGAGCUCUUGACAAAACUAUGAGGAUUCAAGACACUGGAAGGACAAGUGAUAUGAGGAUCAUAGCCAAGACAAAGACGUGGAUAAACAGAAGAGAGAACAGGAGGAACUGCCCUCCCACAUAUUAGCAGAUGAAAUAACAUCAGUAGCUUACUUCUCUGAGAUGUGUCAGGACCCAUGAACAACUGACAAAAAGACAGAGAUGACUGACUUCAGGAUAAAAUUAUUUCCCACUGUUGUUUUGUCAAUACCAUAUUGAAGUAUGUACAGUAUUUCCUGGCAGCAGUCAUUCAAACUGCAAAGUCAUCUUCAGAACAAACAUCACUUGAGGACAAAACAUUCAGGACAGAUAGUCACUGCAGCUCAAGACUCGUUCAUUCAGCAGUUUUUUAAUAUUACAUGUUUGUUUUAUGGUUUAUAUUUCAAAAUAUUAUGUUUGUGUGGACAAUGUAAAAAAUGACAAUAAUACUCUGAUACAAGGCAUGGGCAUGGAUAGACCUUAAAUGUGCUGCGGUUGUUUCAGAACCGAGGACAGCACUGUUUAGUGCUCUGCUAAUGCUACGUUCCUAUGUGGGUGGUCUGAUUAAUACUUUUUUUAAUUACUUUUUUGAAACCAUAGCCUUAUAGUGGGGUAAUUACUUUUGACACCACUGUAUGUUGUUGUGAUCGAGUUUUUCUGAGACUGUUGCAGGGUUAAAUAUCAAUGAAUUUAAUUUUAAGAAAAAAAAAUGCCACUUUGCAAUUUAGCUAAAAAUUUAACUUCAAGCUAAAAAUCCAUGCUUAUGGUGUGUUCCAGUUUAUGAGGCUCUAUAUCAUGAAUCCAUCCAUUAGCUCCCACUAGCACUAGCCCAGUCAAUGUUCUGUUAACUCUGUCAGCUCCAUCAUUAGCUUUGUUGUUAGCUCAAUUAUCAUCUCCCCCAGCUCAGUUAACACUGUCACUGUCACUACAUACAGCAGUAUCUGUGAGGCUGGCAUCAGUCUCUCAAUCAGCCUUUGUCUAAACACUUUCCUCCUCUUCGUUUGGUGCUGGUGCAUGGUUAAUGUUACUGUAGUUAACAUUAACACUGACACUGGGAAUGUUAACAUUAUUUUGAAUAAACUGGUAAUCUUAAAAUAUUUUGUCACACCAGCCUCAAGGUUUUUUUUCUCUGACAUCUUAUGUUCCAUGUUUUCUUUUUUUGGGGGGGGAGCUUUACCUAUUUCUAUUGUGUCUUUGAUUUGUUAUCUUAGCCUUGUUGUGUCUUCAUUUGAUAAUUUCCCUCCCAAUCUCUGACUGCUGGCAUUUGCCAGGUCUACCCACACAAAGUAUAAAUAUACUGCUCAUUUGACCUUUAGGAAUUUGACACUAUUCAGCAACUAGGUCUGGUGUAUCUAUGCUAGAACUAUUUAGCAGCUUGAAAUGUGCUAACUAGCUAUCGUUAGCACUGACAACAUUUGCUAGUAAUAUAGGAACCAGUGGAAUAUGGUCGAAUUGUCGUGUCCCAUCCCCUGAACUUAACAGUCCUAUCACACCCCAGCAGUUUUAAUGUUGUCUUAUUGUUGUCUCCUUAGCUAACUUAGUUAGUUAGUAAGCUAGCUAGCUAACGUUAGCUCUCUCUCUCUCUCUCUCUGUCUUAUUAAAGAAGAUAAAUGUAAAUUAAUUGAGUGAAUUUAAAGUGCUUAUUCAUAGAAAAAUGAAAUAAA